Messenger RNA from Carassius auratus (goldfish), 5952 nucleotides. RefSeq names its product synaptotagmin-7-like. Gene Ontology annotation, molecular function: calcium ion binding; SNARE binding; calcium-dependent phospholipid binding. The coding region runs from base 294 to 2105 and encodes 603 amino acids. The transcript has 12 exons. The record is from RefSeq and is a predicted model, not a curated record. Gene Ontology annotation, cellular component: plasma membrane; synaptic vesicle; synapse. Gene Ontology annotation, biological process: calcium ion-regulated exocytosis of neurotransmitter; vesicle fusion. NCBI's taxonomy places the organism in Eukaryota, Metazoa, Chordata, Actinopteri, Cypriniformes, Cyprinidae.
UCGACUUCACCCUCGUGAAGUGAGAUGUUAGCGCUCGAGCCAUCAGCUGGCGGUGACACGGACACAGCUCACCACUCCUCGCCCUCAUCCCUCCCUUCAAACCCUCUCAUCAGCCGAAUGAGGGGACUCGGAAAGAAAAGCCAAGUGAGUGAAAGAAAGAAAUAGGCAGGGAAGGAGAGAAGAGUGCUCCAUGGUCACUCGCCCAUUGGAAGCACAUUUUGGAUUCGACUUUUUCUUGGAGGGGACUUGAGAGAAGAAACAAGCGUUUGUUGGCGUGCCAAAGGCGAACAGCCAUGCACCUGAAUCGGGAGGACGAGGACGGAAAAGGUUCUUUGUCUCUGAGUGUGUUCCUGGUAUCGGUGGGUUUAACGGUGUGUGUCGUGUGGCUGGUGGCGCUAUGCGGGGUCUGUGGAUGGUGUCAGCGCAAAUUGGGGAUGAGGAAUAAGCCGGGGGUGGAGACAGCGGGGACCCCAGACUCGGUGUCUGUGUCGGGGAGAGGCCGAGGAGAAAAUAAAGCAAUCAAUGAUCUUGACAGGGACUUUUGGAAUAACAAUGACAGCAGCAAUGUGCAGCAGCGCUGGAGCUCCUACCCACCCAAGGAGUUCCUCCUCAACAUGUCCCCCUACGCACCCUACGGAGACCCUCGCCUCACGCCCAAUUUUGGGGACCCCUCUCUUUCCACCACCUCCACCUUGGAGCAUAUCCCCUCCUCAGCAGCGCGCCCCAGGCCCCUGGUCAGGCAGCAAAGCCUCCAGCAGCCCCUAACCCACCAGCCCCCGCCAGGCCCCAAUGACCCCCCAGCCACCUCCCAGAGUCUGGGCCAACUGCAUACUGGGCCCGGGGGUGGGGGCCACCGGGGGGGCCCGCGGGGGGUGCGUGGUAGCCCGGCUGGGGCAGGGGCGUCCCGCUACAGGUCGGGUGGAGGGGCACGAUCACGUUCCAAUCCUGGAAGCUGGGACCACGUGAUGGGACAGAUCCGGAACAGAGGCAUGGAUGUCAAGUCAUUCCUAGAGGGGAAGAUGGUAGUACUGUCGCUCGCGAUCGGAUUGGUCGAACAAGAUGACUUCGCCGACCUUCCAGAUCUACAGGAGACACCAGCCGACAAGGAAACACCUCCCACUGACAAAAGAUGUAAUAAACACGGCAGCAGCCCUAAAGGUCAGACCCCAGACGAGAGCAGCCGCCGGACAGAUGCUAACUCCUCCGUCUCAGACCUGGCCAACUCCGUCACCAGUGAUAUGCUGAUGUUGUCACCAGGCUCUGAGGAAGAGGAACACGAAGGCCCCGUGUGCGAGAAGCUGGGACGCAUCCAGUUCAGCGUGGGAUACAAUUUUCAGGACUCCACACUGACAGUGAAAAUCCUGAAGGGUCAGGAUCUACCUGCGAAAGACUUCUCCGGCACUUCAGAUCCAUUCGUCAAACUCUACCUUCUGCCAGACAAGAAGCACAAACUUGAGACCAAGGUCAAAAGAAAGAACCUCAACCCUCACUGGAACGAGACCUUCCUGUUUGAAGGGUUCCCGUUUGAGAAGGUGGUGCAGCGCACACUGUAUCUGCAAGUGCUCGAUUAUGACCGUUUCAGCCGCAAUGACCCUAUAGGAGAGGUGUCCAUCCCCCUGAACAAGAUCGACCUGGCCCACAUGCAGACCUUCUGGAAGGAGCUGAAACCUUGCAGUGACGGCAGUGGGAGUCGAGGAGACCUGCUCGUGUCUCUGUGUUACAAUCCCACGGCCAACACCAUCACUGUGAGCAUCAUCAAGGCACGCAAUCUCAAAGCCAUGGACAUCGGGGGAACGUCCGACCCCUACGUCAAAGUGUGGCUGAUGAACAAAGAUAAACGAGUGGAGAAGAAGAAGACGGUGGUGAUGAAGAGGUGUUUGAACCCUGUGUUUAAUGAGUCCUUCCCCUUUGAUGUCCCCGCUCACGUCCUCAGAGAGACCACCAUCGUCAUCACAGUCAUGGAUAAGGACAAGCUGAGCCGCAAUGAUGUCAUAGGCAAGAUCUAUCUCUCAUGGAAAAGUGGCCCAGCAGAGGUGAAGCACUGGAAAGACAUGAUGAGUCACCCGCGCACUGCCGUUGCCCAAUGGCACGCUCUCAAAGCUUGAAGGACCCGCCCACCAAAAGUAAACAACCCCUUCAGAACCCUGUUGAUGUGCACAAGUUUAAACACGGGUACCAAAAGCCAUCCAACUAUCUUUCUUUCUCAUUCUAUGUCCCUCUCCCUCUUCCUCCCUUCUCAUUUUUUUUCCCUGCAGUUAGUUUAUGGAGACCCUUCCUUUAUUAUUCACAGCUUUUAAUUUUUUUUCCCACCAAAAAGAGGCUAAGCACUGCCAAGAAGACUGGGAGAGAAAGUCUUGCGUAACCGAAAGAGGUAAACAGACUCAUCUUCCUUGAGAAAAAAGUUUAACAACUCGGCUGUUCUCUGAACAGCUGGACCGCGCAACAGGGUGACUUCUAUCAUCGCUGAGCUUGAAACGGCUGAAAACUAACUCCCGAACAGACCCCUCUAUUGCCAUGUCUGUGUCCCGCCUCUCUCUGGGCGACCCUCUGACCGUACGGAAAGAUCCAGAAGGAUCGCAACCACAGUGCAAUACCUAGUUGAAGGAGGGAUGAACUUGUGUGUUGGACUUUGUCACCUCUCGAUGUUUUCUCAGAACAGUGUAGAAAUUCACUGGAACUCUUCGUUGUCUGUACGUACUGUGGGUGCUGUUAUGUGACAGAAAAAAGGUCUUGUUUAAAAAAGAAAAAAAGAGAAAUUCUAACUCACUUUAAUUGGUUGGAUCAGUUCAGGUGCGUAGGGGGGAAUCCGUUUGAACAAUCUGAGAACAUUCCAACAAGUGUAGAAAGCGAAAUAGGGACAAAAAAUGUUAGUGGGUCUACGCAAGUACAUGAAUGCAAAAAAAAUCUAUGUUAGCUUGAUUUAAAUGCAUUGUUGGUUUAAAUGCUUCUGGCUUUGUUUCCACCUGGUAUUAAUAUGCGUUUUCAGUGAUCCAAUCACAAGUGGUCAGUCGAAAUUGCAUUACAGUUUACUCCUGCAUUUAAAUGCAUUUUACCAUGCUAACUUGUGCUCAGAUUUCGUCAAAACCCUUCCUUUUUAGUUACUUGAAAUAAAAUAAAUUUUAACUGAUAUAAAAUAAAAUAAAAUAGUACACACACACACACACACAUAUUUAUAUAUAUAUAAAACUUAAACUACAAAAAGCACACAGCAAAAUUACUAAACUAAACUAAAAAUAACUCAAAAUAUUAAUAAAAACUAUAUUAUUCAUGAUGGAAGUGGUCCGAUUGACCUCUGAAAGAAUUUAUUAAAUUAUUAAUGUAAAAUUAAAAUAUGUAUUAAAUUGCAAAAUGCAUGUAAUUUUACUAUAUUUAUUUUUAUUGUAAUAAUAAAACCUUAAAGAUGAUUGUGAUGAGUGUUGUUGAAAGUUAACUUAACCUAAUUUAACUUAAGUACUAAAAUCCAAAAGUUUAUACACCAACUAUUUUCUGACUGAUUAUGAUUAUGUCAUGUAACUGUGAUUUACUAUUAUUAUUCAUAUUGAUAUUAUUUAAAUUAUAUUUAUUUACUAUACACUGAACCCAUAACAUAAAAAUGUUUUAAAUCGGACGUGAUUGUGUCUCAUCACUUUUGUCCUUCAGAGGUUUUGAUAGUAUUCCUUUUACAGCCUCUAAAUCUGAGCGAGUUUCAAGAUGAAAUCGAUGAACAUCUAACGUGAAAAUGAAAUGUAUGUAUCAGUGAAUCGGCGUGCUUUGUUUUGUCUCGUCUAGUUGUGUUAUUGAAAGUAAACAAGCUUGAAAUUUCGUCGACCCCAUUUAAAACUGUGUUUAGUGUCAUCCAAUUGUGAAUGGAUCAACAAAAAUGCAUCUUAAUACCAAGUGUAAACAGGACCUCAGUAACACAAUGCAAGAAACGCAUAGCCAGAGAUGGGCACGGAUACAUCAAAAAGCAUUUUGUUACAAAUACUUGCUCAUCCAAGGUAUUUAAUUAAAAUACAAGUAAUUUGUCAUUUGAAAAUACAAAAAUACCAACAGUCAUUUGAAGUGCACGAGAGAGUGCCACUAUUACAUUUAGUUAUACUGGAGUUAGAUACACAUAUGAGAGAAAGAGAACUGCUUUCCCCUCCUUGAACAACUUAUAAAUAACAUAUUCUUCACCCAUGACACUAGGCUACACUCUUCAUCUCAUUUGUUAAGUUUAAUUUCAUGCUGUUUACAAUUGACUGUUUACACUGAUUUUUGUAUUUAUUAAUUUUUUUCAGUUGGAAAGAGUUAAAGGGUUAGUUUACUCAAAAAAUUUAAAUUCUGUCAUUAAUUACUCACCCCGAUGUUGUUCCAUACCUGUAAGACCUUCGUUCCUCUUCCGAACACAAAUGAAGAUCUUUUUGAUGAAAUCCAAGAGCUUUCUGUCCCUCCAUAGGCAGCAACUGGCACAUUCAAAGCCCAGAACGGUAGGAAAGACAUCUUUAAAGCACUUCAUGUGGUUUAUUAAGCAAAGCAAGUACUUUGUUUGCACAAAAAAUAAUAAUUUACAACGUUAUAAAAAUUAUGAUCUGCAUUGUGCGAUCACAACGCAUUUGUUGAAGUGUCAACACAGCAUACAUGAGUGAGUGUUCACUAGAUACCACGACACAUGUUUAGAUAAUAUUUUCGUAAAUAAAAUGGUAAAUUAUGGGUUUUUUUUUUUUGCCAAAACAAAGCACUCACAUCACUCCGUAAAAUUUAAGUUAAACCUUCCUUGCAUAAGUUGCUUGGCUGACUGCAAAAGGACAGAAAGCUCUUGGAUUUCAUUAAAAAUAUCUUCACUUGUUUUCCGAAGAUAUAAAAAGAAGAUGCAUGCACUGUGAUUUUCGUCCAAUUUUGAGCCGAACUUCAGCGUUGUCAUGCGUCUUUCAAUAUGUAGUGUACAGGGGGUAAUGAGAGGCGAUUCGGCAAUCAGAUGGUUGGAUUAAUUUCUGGCAUGUGGUUUGGACAGAAGUGAUGGAGGCUACACAGUUCUGGGUUCGGGGGAUCAUGCAUGUUUAUUUUGCACGUAUAGUAUGAGCAUCUCAACGAACAGACCAUAUUGUGUAAGCACAUAAUUCCUGAGCUUUGGCUUGACAUUGCAUGCGAUUAACUCAUACCGUGAGAGUUGGUAUUUAACCGAUAGACUGCUGAAAUUGGACCGUGUAUGGCCGGUCUUACGAGAGUAACAAAACAAGUUUGAGUUAUUAACAACAGCAUUUUCAUUUUUGGGUGAACUAUCACUUUAAGAGAGAUAUUGUAUUAUCUAAGAAUAAAGUGAUUAAGUAGUUAAUGUAUUUCAAAUACAAAAUUCUGUCUCUCAAUGUAUUCAAUGUACAAAUUACAUUAGAUUUUUUUUCCCAGCUAAAUACAAAUGACGAAAUACUCAAAACUAAUUAAAUAUGUAUUCUAAAUACAUUUAAUUAAAAUACUGUCCAUCCCUGUGCGUAGCAUUAGCAGUGUUACGACAAAGAGGCACUAUGGUCAGUUUCCGGUUUCGCAUGCGGUUUAUUGGCACAAAGAUCUGUCGCCCCCUUGAGGUUUUUAUACCACUACAGAUAUCAGGACAGCAUGCUUGGCCAAAGCAUUUGUGUACUUGCGUAGAGUACUAUACUGAUUUUUCAUAGAAAAGAUAGGUGAGAUAAGAUACGAGUGUCUGAAGCCUGUGUGUCGGUUUAUACGCCUUUGUGAUAAAAGCAGAACCACAGAAAUCCUUUUAUAUGAACUAGCUUUCCUCAUGUAACAUACACAUCUUGCAGAGGAUUGCAUCAACCACUGAACCAGUAUGCAAUGACACUGCCAAUGUGAGUUCAACGCUGCCAAAACGCACUUCAUCUCUUUUCUUUUCCAAAAGGGCUGAAGAAGUUCUUAGUGUCCCUCCAAAAUAAGACGUGCAAUUUAGAACCUAAAGAAAAAGAGCUGAAGCAGGAAAAUAAAACGCAAGUCAUGUGA